CGGUACCGUAGACAGCAGCGCUCCCUCUCUUCUCUAUUUCCCCGUGCAGUCCCGUCCAGGCACACUAGUCACAUUGCUCCUCCGGCGCACACGUUGAGGAAGAUCUGUGCUAGCGAUCAGCACCAUCAUGGACAACAUAAAGGAUGGAUGGUUCACCGAGACGUGCACGUUAUGGCCCGGGCAGGCGAUGAGUCUUCAGGUGGAGGAGAUUCUGCACAAUAAGAAAUCCAAGUUUCAAGAUGUGAUGGUUUUUAAGAGCAAAACGUAUGGGAACGUGCUCGUCCUUGAUGGGGUUAUUCAGUGUACAGAAAGGGAUGAGUUUUCUUAUCAAGAAAUGAUCGCAAACCUUCCCAUCUGCUCCCACCCAUCCCCUAAAAAGGUCUUGAUCAUAGGCGGUGGGGACGGGGGAGUGUUACGAGAAGUGGUGAAGCAUCCCCUGGUGGCGUCCGUGGUUCAAUGCGAGAUAGACGAGGAUGUGAUCAACGUCUCCAAGAAAUACCUUCCAGGGAUGGCUGAGGGCUUCUACAGCUCCAAGCUCACCCUCCACGUUGGCGACGGCUUUGAGUUCAUGAAGCAGAACCAGGACGCCUUCGACAUCGUCAUCACCGACUCCUCGGACCCUGUAGGCCCCGCCGAGAGUUUGUUCAAGGAAUCGUACUACGAACUGAUGAAGACUGCCUUGAGGGAGGGAGGGAUUCUCUGUUGCCAAGGAGAGUGUCAGUGGCUCCAUUUGGAGCUCAUCAAGGAGAUGCGGACCUUCUGCAAGACUCUAUUCCCCGUGGUGGAGUACGCAUACUGCACCAUCCCCACCUACCCCAGCGGCCAGAUAGGCUUCAUGCUGUGCAGUAAAAACACAGAAACAAAUUUCCGGGAGCCGGUGAAGGAGCUGUCACACGAGGAGGUGGAGAGUAUGAACCUCAAGUAUUACAACUCUGGAGUCCAUCGGGCGUCCUUCAUCCUCCCCGAGUUCGCCAGAAAGGUUCUCAGCUCUGUCUGAGCCCCCUAACAACGCCCCCCCCCCCCCCCCUUGGAUCCUUCGGAGAGAGAGAGAGAGGGUGAACGAGAGGGGAAGAUAUUAUUUGACGGAGCUGGCCAGGAAAUGUAAAUAAAAUAGGAAGAAAUGGCUUCAAUCCUCCUGGGCCAGGGAGCGCCACGGGGGCGAGGAUAACGGAGCAUCGAGACAACCCGCAUUCAAGUGACAUUCUACAAGCUAUCGCCCAUUCAGCCCCACAUUGAAAUCUUAAAACUGAUUUAUUUUUUCCCGUUAUUCGAUUUGAAGAACAGAAUUGUUUUUGUUCCAUUUUCACCACCACAUACCUCGCUUUUAGUUUGACAGUAUAUGUUUUUAUUUGUUUGACUAUAUUUUAUGGCAUUUGUAACCCCCUUGCCUCUUUAUAAGGACUCUCAUUGGCAGUGUUAAGUUGGUGAGCAGGGUGGUUCUGUGCCAUGUGUUCUGGAAGUAUCUGGGUUCCAAUCCACCAUUACGACUCUGUCAGGAUAAUACUGUUGUGAUUUUCUCCCAUCCCAUGUAUUUUUUUUAUUAUUUGUAUUGGUCAGUUGCAUAACAACAAGUCAACUGCCCGUUAUUGAGUCAAGACUACAUAUAGUGGUAUUGUACGCUGCUAAUGAAUGAGAUGAUGUAACUGCUAUUGUGUUAAAUGUAAUGUUACCGAAUAUUACAUUGGAGUGUUAUUCUGUCACCAUCAUGGAAGUAAGAUAUUCACUGUAUCUAUCAACUGUAAAUCCUCAUUUAAUGUUGAGAAUUUUCUCACCAGAUGAAUGCGAUCAUGUUUUUAUAAAGUAUGAAUCAAUAGAUGGCAAAGUUUAAA
Gadus macrocephalus (Pacific cod) is the source of this 1829-nucleotide messenger RNA. RefSeq names its product spermidine synthase (gene srm). Lineage: Eukaryota; Metazoa; Chordata; Actinopteri; Gadiformes; Gadidae. The record is from RefSeq and is a predicted model, not a curated record. Gene Ontology annotation, molecular function: spermidine synthase activity. The transcript has 8 exons. The coding region runs from base 128 to 997 and encodes 289 amino acids. Gene Ontology annotation, cellular component: cytosol. Gene Ontology annotation, biological process: spermidine biosynthetic process.